Molecule: messenger RNA, 1686 nt
Organism: Theileria equi strain WA
Lineage: Eukaryota; Apicomplexa; Aconoidasida; Piroplasmida; Theileriidae
Exons: 2
Coding region: 1-1686 (561 amino acids)
Biological process (GO): attachment of GPI anchor to protein
Cellular component (GO): GPI-anchor transamidase complex
Source: RefSeq, a predicted model, not a curated record
AUGAUAUUACACAUAAGUAUCAUAUUUACGCUUUUUAUAGGUGUGUUUUCGACACACCUAGACAAGGUCUCUGAGAGACUUUCUCUAAAGCCCGUAGGGAAGGGCGACUGGCUCUUCAUUCUAGAUUUAUCAAUAGCAUCAAAAAAUGUGAACCCUUCGUCUAACAGCGCGGGGAAUGAACCAUUUCUAAUGGACGUCAUGCCCAUAGAUCUCGCAAAGCUUUAUCUAAAGUCGAAUGCUGAAUGGUUUGAGAGCACACAGGGAUUCGGAGAGUGGAAACAUUCGGUUUGGGGUGAUCAUCCAAACGAGUGUGUACAAAAUGGAGUGACUUUAAUGGCCAGUUUUCCAGGAAACGACAAACAAGCUGCUUACUCGAAUUUUGAAACACUGUGUUACGGUCUUUGGGGUAUUACUGGUUCUAUGUUCACUAACUUGGUCAAUGAAAACUCAUUUAUCCACGAUGUUACCGAUUUAGCGGUAAGUGAUGACACAAGAAAUUCUGAACUAGACUCUACUGUCUUCCUAUCUUCGGACUCUGAUGACAAUUUGUGCGUGGAUAGUUUGUUCAAAUGGAGAUUUUUGUUUCCAUGUGUAGGUCGCAGGGGUUUACUCUCUAUCUUGGCCGAUGAACGUUUGUUCACAAGGUCCUCUUACAGAGGAAUAACACUCCGUUUAGAGAGAGAAAAUGACCAGCUACUGUUUAAAACACGCAUACAGUUUAUAGUUCAAAAGAAAGGGAUUCCAAAAAAAAUUUGGGGAUUUUUUCCGGGCGGCACACGCCCUCAAAUGUGCAAUGCGAUACAAGACUCUAAAGUAAAAUUUAUAUUUCCGCAAGGUUUUGUUGAGGAAGAAGACACUUUUGACUUUUCUAACGCAUCUCAUAUCGAAGAAACAUUUGGAAAACUCUUGAAAUUUGUGGAAAACGGGUACAAACCUCUAAGGAGUCAAAAUGAUAUUUCUUUCCAAGUAUCAGAGUUGGAUAGUUUAUAUCUCAAUGUACUCAAAAGGGUACAAUCAUCUCUCUUGAUGACUGUAGAAAACUUAUCAGACCAAGAAAAGCGUAUCACUGUUCAGCAACCCCUACCAUUUUGGCUCAACCCACUGAUUCACACACUGGAAAUCAUGGUAGAACCAUUGGAUGGAAAUGGAAGAAACACUUUGUAUUCAUGUACUUCACAUGGUUGUUUUAAUAAAAAUUUGGAAAAAAUAGAUUCUAGUGGAUACAGAAUUAUCGGAAAAUACUUUGCAAAUUAUCCACAAAAGGAGAAGGGCGAAAAAGAUGGCCCACUCGUAAUUUAUAAUGUAUGUGCUAGUUGGACACGUCUGGGAGUUAUUAUAACCCUACCCCCAAAAACUAAAUUAUCGCUUUCUGUUGAGUUGUUGAAGGAUAAUAUAACCUUUGAAAGUAUACACGUUUCUACACACAGAGGGCAGUUGAUACCAUCUGCUCUAUUGAUGGAUUCAAAGGGUAUUAAAUCCCCAACUUUGGCCUCAAUAUCUUCAACUGUUACUUCAGAAUAUAGAGUUCACAUAAUGAACCCAUUUUUUUCGCACAUUGUCCUUCCAGAUACAACUAUGGUCUUUAAUGCAAUGGCAGGAGCAGGUGUCGUAAUGGCACUCAUGUUUGGCUUCGUAUUUAACGCGGUUGCCAGUGAUUGGGACAAACUUUUUAAAUUGUCUGAUUGA